Lactuca saligna is the source of this 471-nucleotide messenger RNA. Lineage: Eukaryota; Viridiplantae; Streptophyta; Magnoliopsida; Asterales; Asteraceae. The record is from the annotation of a GenBank genome assembly.
AUGCUACAUUACGCCCUGUUUAAUGGCCAAAACCCCACUAAUUACAUUUUGUUUAAGAAAAGAAGUUUACGUGAAGGACCGGAUGUUACAAAUGUUUAUUCUGUGAAAGCCUCACAGGAAUCGGUUGUUUCUUCCUUUCAUCGACGAGUGAACUCUCGUAUCCCCCAACUCGCUCCCACUGCCGUCGGCGUGCCAGACUCCUUCCGCACCUCCGAUGAAAGAGAACAAAAGCAAACGACGUUGCAACCAUCAUUUCUGUCUCCUCUAUUUCUCAUUCCCACUGGUUUCGCAGGAAUCAAUCGAUCCCACAAAUGGAUUGGGGGCUUUCAGGGGGAUUUUAUCAUCCUUCCCCCACUGACCUCGUUGGAAGAAAUGAAAGCCUUUUUGCGAUUUGUCUUUCUCACUUGUAGAUGUGAUUCUCUGUUGAGUGACAUAUUAAAAAGAAGGGAAAUUAAGCAUAAUGCAUGUUAA